AUGAUUCUCAUGCUGCUUGGCCACUGGAUCAAAGUGGGUCUGCUUCAUGAACAGCAUAUGUUUUACGAAACCUCUUACUACAACUUCUUGCUGUUUCUGCUAUGCACUCCAGUUCAGAUUUUUGGUGGUCGUCACUUUUACUACAAAUCGUACAAGAUUCUGAAGGCUGGUGCAUUGGAUAUGAACGUCUUAAUAGCUCUUUCGACAACGAUCGCCUAUGUUUACUCGAUUGCCCUCCUCGUAAGCAUGGAGGUGUUUAUGUGGGAAGUUUGUCCCAUGACGUUUUUCGAUGUACCCGUCAUGUUGCUGAUGUUCGUCUCGCUGGGCAAAUGGCUAGAAAAUAUUGCAAAACAAAAUACUGCAGAAGCUCUCACGAAGUUAAUGUCGCUAAAAGUCAAAGAAUCGGUGUUGGUAUCAUUGGGCGAAAAAAAUCAGAUUUUGAAGGAAUGUGUUAUCAACACAGACCUUGUUCAAGCAGGCGAUGUGUUAAAGGUACGCAAUCUACGCCAAAUAAUAUGAAA
Molecule: messenger RNA, 521 nt
Organism: Soboliphyme baturini
Lineage: Eukaryota; Metazoa; Nematoda; Enoplea; Dioctophymatida; Soboliphymatidae
Source: the annotation of a GenBank genome assembly